Morone saxatilis (striped sea-bass) is the source of this 1112-nucleotide messenger RNA. RefSeq names its product methyltransferase-like protein 27. The coding region runs from base 19 to 732 and encodes 237 amino acids. NCBI's taxonomy places the organism in Eukaryota, Metazoa, Chordata, Actinopteri, Moronidae. The record is from RefSeq and is a predicted model, not a curated record. The transcript is spliced from 5 exons.
UGUAGUUGUCUCCUCAUCAUGUCAGACUGCAGUAGAACUGUGGAGGAAGUGAAGUCCAUCAUUCUGUCCAGCAAAGGCUUCGAUUCGCAGCAGACGGCAAAGUUCUACGACAGCUGGGCACAGACGUACGAACAGGAUGUGAAGAUCAUUAACUACAGAGCAUCAGACCUGGGGGUAGAUUUCCUGAAUUCCCACUUCUCUGGGAAUCGUGAAGAGGUUCAGGUUCUGGACGUUGCUUGUGGAUCUGGGAUGGUCUCUAAACUGAUGGUUGAACUGGGCUUCAGGCACUUUGUGGGAGUGGACGGCAGUAAAGGCAUGCUGGAACAAGCUGCUAAGACCGGCCUCUAUCAGGACCUCAGACUGGCCUUACUGGGAACAGAACCACUGCCUGCACAGACUGAUACAUUUGAUGUGGUGAUCAUCGUUGGCGCACUGGAUGCUGGUUUUGCCCCGGUCGGUGUUGUCAGGGAGCUCUGCCACGCCGCCAAACCAGGAGGUUUGGUCUGCAUGGCGAGAGGUGAACACACAGGAACACCAGCAAACCAAUACAAGAAGGAUCUGGAGAGAGAGCUGCAGCUGAUGGAGGAGGAGGGACUGUGGAGUCCAGUAGGAAUCAAACAGACAGACAGAUACAUGGAGGACCCACAUCUGAGUGCAGAGAGAGCCAAAGACAUGCAGGAGGAGCGAUACAUCAGCGGGACGGUUUAUCUGUACAAGAAAUCCAUCCAUUAAGAUCAAUUAUUAAUCAUAUUCAGUACAUAACAGAAGAGAAAAUCCUAAAUAUUCAGUUACAAAUCAAGUCUGUCAUACAUUCUGUAAAUUCAUUGUGUGUGUAAACGUCAGCGGGAGAGAGAACAGACCUUUACUUUUUAAUUCUUCCUCCAUGUUUUACCUGGUUUGCUGCUCAAAGCUUCUCCAAUAUGAUCAUUUGCUGCUUUUCUUUGGCACUGAUCUGAUUGUAAGCUGAAUAUUUUGGGGAUCUUGAACUGUCAAAUAAAACAAGUGAUUUGAAUAAGUCAUUUAAAAAUGUAUUUUAUUGAUUUCUUUGACUGGGAUGAUACAUAUAGAUUAGGCACUGUAACAUUUUAAUAAACAAACCCAUGCCCACGAGA